AACAGCAAUGCUGUAGCCUAGUAGUCAACGAGAGCAUUGCGUGUAAAUGCUCCUGUCAAGAUUCCUUUGGGCGUAGCCGCUUUGUAUUACAUUACGCAAAAAGCGUCAUCCCCUUUCGCAAAUCAACAGCAGAAGAACAAACGGGACAGCAUGGCGUUGGUGGUCUACAUUCUGGUGCUAUUGGGGACUCUUCAGUCAGUUUCAGUUUCAGCCGGUGAGGAUUGUGAGCCGUUCUAUAAAAAUGGCCGGUAUCAGUGGAAACAAAGUUGCCCCUCUAAAGAGCAUUGCUGUGGCUCCUGCGACUACCGAUUCUGCUGUUCCAGCCUUUUAAAUUGGCUUUCUGAACAUGAACAAGAAAGGUGCGACAACAACAAUAACGACUUCAAUAGUGAUUUCGGCCGUGACCCUGGGUUGCCAACCUUCUUCAAGAUUCUCAUCCCACUCUUUGUCAUCUUUUUUGUGGUCAUCCUGAUCUAUCUAUGCUACAAAAAGUGCAACUCUCCUACACCGGUGGUGGCUACCACAACUCACACGACAGUGGUAGCUUCUACGCAGUACCCGUCGAACCCCACCACUGUCCAUCAGCACCCUGGCUUCUACCCUGGCAACCAGCAGCCAGGCUACGGAACCCCUGCACCUUACGGAGGUCAGCCAAUGCCCAGUGUGGAACCGCAGGGACCAGCCAACACAGCGUUUGGGCCCCCUCCUUCCUAUCAGGAUGUUGCUGGAGCAGGAGGAUACCCUGUCAACUACGGCGGUGCCGCCUUCCCACCGGGCCAGCAGUCCUACCCGGCCUCUGCGGACCUCAACGCCCAACCUGCCUACAACCCCGAUUACGCCGCCCCACCACCUGCCAAAUAUUAAACAUGUCCAUGUGCCUGAACCCCAACUUGACACACAUGGAUGCCGUCUUUACCGUAAAUCCCUGCACCACUCCACAUGAAAGUACCCCUGCGUUGUACUGUCUGGAGCGCACGGUUUACGGACAUUUUCUUUCUUCCCGUUUUCCAAAAUUACUUCAUUCAAACCAUCUGCAAAUGUGCAUUAACAUAGUCAAGAGCUAUCAUGAAUAUGUUAAGCCUGUGCACGGAAGUGUCUGUUUACAUGUAAGUAUGAAACCAAAGUUUUCAAAAAUCAGAGAAAGAAAUUGCCAUUUGUGUGUAAAAGAAAGGGACAAAUGAAGGGAAAGGUAUGAGUGUGGAGCUUUUCCCCACACUAGUAUAUUAAAAGUACAAAAAAGAAUUUCAAAAAUAGAAAUCCUUAAUGCUGAUCUUUUGAAGCAGGUAUUAGAGACUGGUUAUUUUUUUUUGCAGCUGGUCACAUUUUAAAAUGCAUUUCAUAUAUUUGUGUCCUGUUUGUAAAAGGCAUUUCAUUUUUGUCAUUUUCUGCCUGUGCAGAAGGGAAAUUUUGUCAUUGUGUGACUGUUGUGAGAAUCAUCAAGUUCAGGGAUGUAUACAAAGAAGAUGGUUAAGUGAUUAACCGGUAACCCUUCAUAAUAAUGGCAGACUUGGUAAAUAAUUAACUAAUGAUGAACAAAACAUUAAUUAAUGUUUUUUUAUAAUUAACUUUAUUUUAUUCAUGCUUUAGUUUAGGCCCAUAAUAAUACAAAUCUACAAAUAAUAUGUUCAAGAGUUUUACAAAGCUCUGAACCGAGUAUUUUUAUUAAUUUAUUACAUAUGACUCGUAAAUGUUUGAUAAAUAUAAAAAAUAACAUUUCCCAGUCAUUAACAAACAUGUGUUUAUUAUGUACUAAUUAUUAUUGUAUAUAUAUGUUAUUAAUGCUUUAUAAGCAGACAUUAUAUAAAGUGUUACCCAUAAACCUGGCUGAGUUGACCUACAGAGAGUAGCUAAUAAAUGGCUUGCAGAUGACAUUCAGUGAUGAAAAUGAGGAGUCCAGGCUCUUCUCCUUCAUGAUUUACGACUACUUCAAGGUUAACUUAACCUGGUUAACUACUGAACCAGCUUCUUGAUAUUCCCCCCCCCCCCCCAAAAAUAUAUUAUGCACUGUGUUUACAUGCCACUUUAUUUCAUUUUUUUUUUAAUAAAAUAAAUACUGUAUAUGCAGCAUGAUGUAUAGAAUAUUAGAAAUAUAUACCAUAUAUUAGAAAUAUUAGUCUACUACGGUGUGCCUUCGAUUGUCUAUUGUUUUUUUGUUUUUUUUAACUCUUUAACUCAUAAACUCCAGGGUCCACAUAAACUCCAAACCGUUCUCACUGCACGAAUAGACCAGGCGCGAUGCAAUUCAAGCGACAAAGUGCAGCAGCAAGCGAUACGAUCGAUUGAAGAGACUGUGGCUCAAUUCGAAACAGGGAAGGCAGCUGUCCUUCCAGUGAGCUAACUGGACAUCGAGUCAUGAAGUGUGGAUAGAAACGAAAAACUGUUUAUUUCCCCCCUCGGCAGUUGACUGCAUUUGUGGGCGUAACGGGGAUAUUUGAGGUCAGCAUCAGAUGCUGACUUCGCUGCCUUGGUACCCAACAUGCUGUGCGCCACCUCCCUCUCAACCGUAAACCUGAAAAACAAACAUGGCUACUACCCAAGCUACUACUUUAUCAUACUCUUUAUUCUGACACUUAUGUAUGUAGAUAUUGAAAAUCGAAUGGAUAAAUCAACAUUGUAGUAUCUAAAUAUGUUGUCGCUAGAUCUAUUUAUAGCCUAUUCUACGAUUCCGCCGUCUGACGAUCAUUCACCAUUCAAAUAGCAUGCGUAAGCUAAGCGCUAACGUGAUGAACGUAACUCCCGCUAUAGAAUCGCCGUAACAUCAAAUGCGCAAGGCAGCGCACUCGUUAGUGCCGUUCGUAACGGCUGCCUCAUCAGCUAACUUCACGUAUCUAUCUGAUCAGUGACCUGUUUAUGUAGGAGAGUCAUCGAGUCACUGCCUCCCGUUUCGAAUUGAGCCUGUAUGUCCGUAGAGGCAGAAAGCAAAGCAUUCAAGCAUUCCCAUUGGCUGUGGUCACUGACCUCUAUACAGUCAUUGGCUGUCGCGUCUUGUCGCCGAACCGCGUCAUAGAAAGUUGAAAGGAUUUCAACUUCAAACUGUCGCGCUCGUCGCGCAAAUCGCUCUAGUCUCCAGAAUCGCUUUUGUCGCGCGACUCAAUACAAUGUCAAUUACUUCCGUCGCUCGCCUCGCUCUUGUCGCGGUAGGUGUAUUUCUGCGGUAACUCUUGAUCCUCAGGUUAUGUCAGGUCAUAAUGUAAAUCUGUUCAUGGCUUGUUCAGAAUUCCAUAUUAGACAUUCUAAGAGUAUCCAGUCUUUCUGAUAUUAGUUUGGUCUUGUGUCUGUUUUGGAAGCAGACCUCCAUGCCUUCUCCUUGCCUUCUUGCAUACUACUUUGUACAUGGUUGCAGCACUGUGGACAUUUCUAGUCAUUGUUUUUGUGUUUACUUUAUCAUAUAUCAUGUUUUUUUGUGUUGCUUUGUUUCCUAUUAGUCUAUCUUUUUAACUAUGUAGCCUACUGGUACUUGUCACUGCACUUUAUCUGCACCUAGUCCCACCCAUGGCAUGUUUUUUUGUUAUUUUUAAUACUUCUGAUCAUCUUUUGUCAUCAAUUCCUGUCCAGGGACUACAGAUGAAAAUUAGCCUUGUGGCAAUAAUCUGGUUCAAUGGUAUGGUGUGCGCUAUCCCUGUCAAAUAAAAGUUACAUGAAAGUAAGAUUAAAUUGAGCUAUGUACAGUAUAUGAGGAACCAGCACAAACUAAAAGGACUGACUUCAUUUGGAAAACCUUUUCAAAACAGUCUUUCGAUGCAAGAAGAUAGUUCAGAUAUGGGAGUUAAUGUAUGUAUGCUGUAUACCUUGAAAUGUCCAUGUGCAAUGACAGCCAUGGUACAGCAUGUAUAGGUGUGUGCAUGUGUGGUAACACUGAAAAGCUUUCUUGUGGUAUUAAAUAGAAUUAACUAUCAUGGUGUGGAUAAAACAAGGCAUCGAAUGCCAUCUAGACCCACAGAGGUUUCCACACAGAUGUCAUAUUUAAUGUCUGGAUGUGCACACUGGUAGAUCAGUGAUAACAGUUAUUGCAUUGUUUUGUAUGUAUAUUUUUAAGUUUGUCUGGUCAAAUUCCACUUUGAAGACAUGUUAUCCUUUUCCCUGUCUAGUAUACCAGUACCCAAAGCUGUUUCUCAAAUGGCCAUAAUUACCGGUAUUGUUGAAUACCAUUUUUCUAUACAUAGAAAAGCAGAGUGCCUUUUUUACAUUAUCACUAUUGCUUCUACUAACGGAGGCCACUGGACGUUUUUCUUUCCUUUUGUACCCAUCUGUUUUUGCCAGCUAUUGUUACAGAAACUUUUUCUGGUCUGGACAACUUUUGACAACAUCGACAUGUUUUCACUUUUCUUUUCACUACAGUUUUAAGACGCAUAUACCUCGCAUUGCAGUCUUGUGAAUAAAAAGUUCUUCCUGUUCGUCCGAACAGUGACACCAGA
Engraulis encrasicolus (European anchovy) is the source of this 4415-nucleotide messenger RNA. Its product is annotated as protein shisa-5-like. The record is from RefSeq and is a predicted model, not a curated record. Bases 151 to 864 code for a protein of 237 amino acids. The transcript is spliced from 5 exons. NCBI's taxonomy places the organism in Eukaryota, Metazoa, Chordata, Actinopteri, Clupeiformes, Engraulidae.